Messenger RNA from Camellia sinensis, 1949 nucleotides. Lineage: Eukaryota; Viridiplantae; Streptophyta; Magnoliopsida; Ericales; Theaceae. The record is from RefSeq and is a predicted model, not a curated record.
GGAACCCGAUCUCCCCCUUCUCCUCCAAGAUCGGAACCCCCUCUGGUUUAGCUUUCUAGUUGUAGCCUCCGUUUCAGCUUUUGCAAUAGCUCAGAUUAACUUAAAUUGUUCACGGCGACGAAACUCAACAACUGCAAAUCCAAAGAAUGACGGCUCUAGCUCCCACCAAGAACAAAUUGAAGAGAUUUACAAGUUUGAAGACUCCAAUGUGGAGUCAAAGCAGGAAGAGGAGGCUACAAGCAAUACAAGUAAAAGCAAACAUAUUUUUAAACAAAAUGAUUCUGAAAACAGUGACAUAAUGAGUAUUGAGUCUCAAAUAUAUGCUGAAGAAUUGAACAAUGUUAUCGAAAUAGAGAAGUUAAAGAAUGAAAUCAAGGAAAUGGAGGAAAGGAGAGCGAUCUUGGAAGUGAAAUUGCUCGAAUUUUAUGGUUUGAGAGACCAAAAAUUCAACAUUGCUCGGAUGCAGAGCCAUUUGGAGGCUAAAAUAGCGGAGAUUGACAUUCUUAAUGUCACUAUAGACACAUUGCAGGCAGAGAGAAAGAAGCUAAUUGAAGAGAUCAAACAACAUCAGUUGGCAGAGAAUGAGCUUGAGAUUGCAAGAAAGAUGAUACUAGAAUUGGAGGCGAAGUUGUGUGUUGAUGCAUCGCGAAUGAAGGGAAAGUUAAAGAUGAUCAAAGAACAAGUUUAUGGCAUUCAGAUGGAGGAAACACUGGUUAGCGAUUCCAGGGUUGAGAAUAGGCUGAGACUUUUGAAAGAUUUGGAGAUGGAAGUUGUUGAGAUGAAGAGGAGGGGCAGAGAGAUUCAGUUAGAAAAGAGGGAAUUGGCUAUCAAAUUAUCAGCUUCGCAAGCUGGAGCCGCUCUUUCAAAUAUGACACAGAUUAAAAUUAUUGCGGAGAUAGAGUCUGAGAAAAGUAAUCUAAGGCUUGCCAAUGAAGAACUUUUAAAACAAGUUGACAGACUGCAGAGGAACCGGUUUGGCAUGGUCGAAGAACUGAUGUACCAACGCUGGCUCAAUGCCUGCCUGAGGUUUGAGACUCAGAACUCCCAAAAUCCACAACCCAAAACCCCCAAAACUGACUUUCUCAGAAAGAAUUCAAGCAGUGAAUUCCACAAAAAAAACGAACAGCCAAGUUCAGAUUCCACUCUUGACAGCAUUUCCUCUUCUGAGAGCGAUGAAAAUACUAGCUCUACAAUCGAUAGCUCUUCUAGUAGCCAAAAAUGCGUGCGCAAGAAAUUUAGUCUGAUUCAUAAGAUAACGAGGUUGGGGGCAAGAAAGGAUGAAACUGGUUCCAUUCAAUCCCCGGGCCUAAUUCGCAGGUUUUCUACAUCAUCGGUUCAUUUGAACAUGGCAAUGCCAAAAAAUGAACAACACAAUGCGUUCAUCACGCCAUCUAGGAGAGAAAACGUGCAAGUCCCAGAGGCGAGCCUAAAUUUCCGUCGCACAAGGAGAGUUUCUUUUAAUGAUUCAAUACAAACACUAGCAUCAUCAACAUUUGAGGCCAUGCCAAAAUCUGUGAACAAUGAGAAAACAAGCGCUGAGAGGUUGGAAAACAGCACAACAUUCAGAUUGGAGGGAGAGAAAUCUGAAUUCUCAUCAGCUGCAAUAUUCAGUUGCAUAGAAGGGGAAAGUGCAAGCAAUUUAAGCAAGAAAGAUGAUCAAAAUGUCCAUAACGACGAAGGAAACAACGUGAUUAGCAAGAGUGGUACCGCCAUGGAAGAACUCGGGAGGCCUAAUGUGCCUCCAAUUCAUGGUGACCAAAACUUUAUGCAUCUUGUUGCUGCUUUCCUCUUCCUCCUGUUGGUGUUGCUUGUUUUUUUCCAAGUUUACUAAUGCCGUAAUAGGUAUUCUGAAAAAGCAUCAUGAAAAUGAAGUAUAUGUAUAGAUAUUCAAACUUAAUAUGACGUGGCUCAUAAUCAAAAUAAAUUUUAUCCACACAUUUUAUUUUAAA